AUGUCCUUCGGGGCCCUCAGCACAUUUGCCCCUCAACACUAUCCACACGGGCGGCUCCCAGAGAGUGCCCUGCGCUGGUUUCUCAAGCCGGUGCUCGAGUGCCUUCACUACAUGCAUGCGAGAGAAAUGGUCCAUUUGGAUGUGAAGGCGGAUAAUAUUAUGGUGACGUGGUCCGAUGAACACGGCCGCUGUGGAGCUCAGGCCACGGGAUCCUAUCGCUUUCCAGUGGCCAAACUCGGUGAUUUUGGAUCCGCUCGUUGUUUAGAUAAGAAUAAGAAUAAGAAUAAUAAUAAUAAUAAUAAUAAGAGCAACAAACCAACCAACCCGGAUGCUCAACGUAAGCGAAGCAGCAGCAGCAGCAACAGCAGCAGUCAUAAGAAGAAAAGGUCGGUUUCUCCACACGCAGAUGAUAUGUGUUGUGGAACUCCCGGAUUUAUGGCGCCUGAGAUUAUCAGUCAUCUUCAAAAUACUUCCGAUGCGUUCAGUCCAGCCGCAGAUGUUUGGUCCUUCGCCUGCACAGCACUGCAAUUAUUGCGUGGGGCCCCACCGGUGCGUCCAGACACACACGUGGCGGCUAUUCUCUUUGAAACGGCAAUGUUUCCCGAACGCAUUCAGAAGUUUAUACCUCCUGUGAGGGAACCGGUAUCUCCUACAGUUAUCAUGGAUCAUAAUGAUAAUAAGGAUAAAGAGGAUGAAGUGACCAUCUCUGCCUCUCUGAGGGAUUUGUUGUUGAAGUGUCUUCAUCCGGAUCCAAAGAAACGCGCCACCACAGCGGAAUUACUGCAGCAUCCAUUCUUUAUGAAAGAAACACGACCGGAGGAUAUUGGAAUAAAUGAGGAGAAUCAACCACCACUUUAUUACGGUGGAACUACUACUACUACUACUACUACUACUACUAGCCAAUCUUGUGAUACUAGCAGCAAUGUUAGUAGUAAUAUCCACAAUGAGUUUAAUUCCCUCAUCCAAUGUCAUUAUGGUGGUUUAAAGGAUAUCAGUAACACUACUGGGAUGAUGGGAAGUACGUUAAGUACGCUUUUUGAUGGCCUUUCAAACAGUGAAGGAGAAGACUGUGAUGAAGGGGAUAUAAUUUAUCACUAA
Trypanosoma theileri is the source of this 1098-nucleotide messenger RNA. Its product is annotated as Protein kinase domain protein. Lineage: Eukaryota; Euglenozoa; Kinetoplastea; Trypanosomatida; Trypanosomatidae. The transcript has a single exon. The record is from RefSeq and is a predicted model, not a curated record. The coding region runs from base 1 to 1098 and encodes 365 amino acids. Gene Ontology annotation, molecular function: protein serine/threonine kinase activity; ATP binding. Gene Ontology annotation, biological process: protein phosphorylation. Gene Ontology annotation, cellular component: cytoplasm.